Molecule: messenger RNA, 2139 nt
Organism: Anopheles coluzzii
Lineage: Eukaryota; Metazoa; Arthropoda; Insecta; Diptera; Culicidae
Product: zinc finger protein 358-like
Exons: 1
Coding region: 190-1923 (577 amino acids)
Cellular component (GO): nucleus
Source: RefSeq, a predicted model, not a curated record
CUCUCUUUUCCUGUAUUUUCAGGAUCAUCCUCGUGGUGCUGUAUAAAAGCAACGCACGGAGAUAAAUCACGUAACAGUCUAACUAUUGUCCUGCGGUAGCGUGGAAGGAUAAUUCUGUGCGUCAAGCAAGCAAGCAGUAUCCGUGAGCCUCAAUCUCAACGUCGCCGCCGACGUGCACACACACACAAAAUGCAAGCAAACACGGCCGAACUACUGCCGGCAGGCGAUCCGUUGGGUGUUUCGUGGAACGGGAUUCCCUUUGGCUACGGCAGCGAGUACGGCGGUUUGCCCAGUUCCGAUUGGAUAACACCGCUGGCAGCGGAGCUGGAAAGCGUUCCACAUGGUUGUGGCACUGUGGCAUCGCAGCAAAAGGAUUACUACCAACCGAUGAUCGGCAGUGGAAUGCAUCGCAUCUCCCCGCUCAACUCAUCGAGCGAAGCGGUCGAGACCAACUCCAGCGAGCAUGCGUAUCCGCCCUUUGCGGUAUCGUAUCAUCAUCCUGCUUACCACCAUCAUCACCAUCAUCAGCAUCAUCAGACGGUGAACUAUGGGGCCAAGUGCUAUCCACAUAUUCAACAGUCCCAGCAGCACCAGCAGCAGCAACAAUUGAAGCAAGAGCACCAACCGUCGAGGAAGAUCCCAACGAACGGAUCACGGUACGUGCCGAAUGGUUAUUACACGCCGAACGGGCGUACGUCCGCAACCGAUGGUGGAUCGCCCAUGCCACAGCCGAGCCUGUACCCCUCCCCACCGGUACAAUCGCACCCGGCAGAAGAGUCCAGCUACAGCGGCAAACUGUACAGUGGUGGCGGUGGUGGUUUGCAGUACAUGAGCGGCGAUCAUGUUCCGCCACCACCGACGAUGAGCUUUUCCGGCCACACGGAUCCUGCGCUGUCCACCCUGUACAGUGGUAGCGAUCAUUACCAGCCGUAUAGUGUGUCCUCCAUAGGGUACGAGGAGAGUGGGACGCCGGCGUUUUCGGCCGCCGCACUCUCCCCGGCAAUGGAAUCCACGCUGGCACCGCAAAAGUAUGAAGCAUGGAGCUCGGAAUCGUCCGUCAUGCAGCCGAUGAUGUCACCGAUGGGCUACCCGCUGCUCGGCCAUGCCCAUUCGCUAGCGAUAAAGCAGGAGUACAUUCCGCCGGCCUACAUCAGCCCAUCGCCCUCCUCGAUGGCCGGCGGGAGCAGCAUCAAGACGGAGCUCAUGUCCGAAACAUCCCGCUCACCACCGCCGGAGAGUGAUCGGCCGCCGACGGACGGAGUUGUGAUGGCACAUCAGUCCCAACCACUACCACCGACAGCCUGCCCUUCGCCCCAGCCGCUGCCAGUGGUGAAAGCAAAACGAGCACCGUCGGCCAAACCGACCGACACACCGACGGCGGGGAAGAAAUCUACGCGAAACAGCAACAACUACGGCGACCAGUUCGCGUGCCCCGAGUGCAGGCGUACGUUCGCGCGGCAGUGCGGCCUCACGCAGCACACCAAGUGGCACCAUUCGGGCGAGAAGCCGUUCCGCUGCCUCACCUGUGGCAAGUGCUUCAGCGCCCAGACUGCGCUGGACGAUCAUCUCGAGCGGCACACGACCACGGACAAGCCGUACCGGUGCCAGCACUGCCCGAAAGCGUUCUUCCACAAGAACGAUCUGCGCCGGCACGGGUUUCAGCACACGGGCACCGCACCGCACGCCUGCCGGUACUGUUUGAAAACGUUCGCCCGCAAGGACCACUGCCACAGCCACGAGUGCUCGCACGAGCGGAAAAUUCAGCGCAAGGAGCGGAAAUCGAAAGGGUCACGGUCCGGCGUACCGGUCAGCGGUAUGGAGUUGCCGCCGGUGACCAACACGGUGCUGGAUUCCGCGAUAUCGACGCCAGUGGUCGAACUGGCGCUGCAGUUUAUCGAUACGGAACAGAGGAUAGUGGCGUGAAAGUAGUGGGGCGUGAUUUAUAUUUAUAAGGACGACGAUGACGACGAUGACGACUGUUAGAGCACAGUGAUUGAUUAAUUUAUUGAACGAUAAUUGUAAACACACGUAUGUUUGUAACAUUGUGACAAGGGGGCGGCAGUCCGCGACGUACAAAAAUAUGUGAUUGUAUCAUAAGCAAGUAAGGAAUGUAAUUGUAAUUUAGCUUAAAUGACAAUC